Nannospalax galili (Upper Galilee mountains blind mole rat) is the source of this 2335-nucleotide messenger RNA. It is a transcript of the gene Gpr52, whose product is annotated as G protein-coupled receptor 52. The transcript has a single exon. The coding region runs from base 201 to 1286 and encodes 361 amino acids. NCBI's taxonomy places the organism in Eukaryota, Metazoa, Chordata, Mammalia, Rodentia, Spalacidae. The record is from RefSeq and is a predicted model, not a curated record. Gene Ontology annotation, cellular component: membrane. Gene Ontology annotation, molecular function: G protein-coupled receptor activity. Gene Ontology annotation, biological process: G protein-coupled receptor signaling pathway.
CUCAAAGUUGAGAUGUGUCACUGGUGAACUAAGGCUGAUGAAGAAACCUGAGCACACUGUGGGACGCUCAGCUGUAAUAGAAGCACUGACACUGUCUACUGAAGCAGGUUCUGAGACAUUCAUGUGCAGAGUUUAACAGAUGCUGGCAAGGGCACCUGCUUGCUAGAGCCAAAACUGCACAUUUCCCUUCAUUCUAAGCCAUGAAUGAAUCCAGGUGGACUGAAUGGAGGAUCCUGAACAUGAGCAGUGGUGUUGUGAAUGUGUCCGAGCAUCACUCCUGCCCACUUGGAUUUGGUCACUACAGUGCGGAGGAUGUCUGCAUCUUUGAGACAGUUGUUAUUGUCUUGCUGACAUUUCUAAUCAUCGCUGGGAAUUUAACAGUCAUCUUCGUCUUUCAUUGUGCUCCACUGUUACACCAUUAUACCACCAGCUACUUCAUACAGACAAUGGCAUAUGCUGAUCUCUUCGUUGGAGUUACCUGCUUGGUUCCUACACUUUCCCUUCUCCACUACUCCACAGGUGUCCAUGAGUCAUUGACUUGCCAGAUUUUUGGAUAUAUUAUCUCAGUUCUAAAAAGCGUUUCAAUGGCAUGUCUUGCUUGCAUCAGUGUGGAUCGCUAUCUGGCAAUAACCAAGCCUCUGUCCUACAAUCAACUGGUCACUCCAUGUCGCCUCAGAAUUUGCAUUAUUAUGAUCUGGAUUUACUCCUGCCUAAUUUUCUUGCCUUCCUUUUUUGGCUGGGGGAAACCUGGUUACCACGGUGACAUUUUUGAAUGGUGUGCCACAUCUUGGCUCACCAGUGCUUAUUUUACUUGCUUUAUUGUUUGUUUACUUUAUGCUCCUGCUGCUUUGGUUGUCUGCUUCACUUACUUCCACAUUUUCAAAAUUUGCCGGCAGCACACCAAAGAGAUAAAUGAUCGAAGGGCUCGAUUCCCUAGCCACGAGGUAGAUGCUUCUAGAGAGGCAGGACACAGCCCUGACCGUCGCUAUGCCAUGGUUUUAUUUAGGAUAACCAGUGUGUUUUACAUGCUAUGGCUCCCGUAUAUUAUUUACUUUCUUUUAGAAAGCUCCCGUGUAUUGGACAAUCCAACACUGUCCUUCUUAACCACCUGGCUCGCUAUAAGUAAUAGUUUUUGUAACUGUGUAAUUUACAGCCUCUCCAACAGUGUUUUCCGCCUAGGCCUCCGAAGGCUUUCUGAAACCAUGUGUACAUCUUGUGUGUGUGUGAAGGAUCAGGAAGCUCGGGACCCCAAACCUAGGAAACGAGCGAAUUCCUGCUCCAUUUGAAGAGAACUGCACAGUAAAUCAAAUGUAUUGUGACAGUUGGUUUGGAUUGUAUUCUUGAUUCAUUUGGAAAUUUGCCCUGGAGAAAUAUUUAUGUGAAUAGUUGACUAUGAAAUGAAGAAUGAGAUUUAAGAUCUCUUUCUUUUUCCUUUUGUGUUAAAAGCAAACAAACAAACAAAAGGAAAGGAUAUGUAGAAGGUAAUCUCAUGAGAGAAUUAAAGCAUGUGAAUGUGUGUUCAGUAAUAGGACAAAUUUGGCCCUGAGGAUGAAAAAGGUAUCUCAAAUCUACAAGACAUGAGCAAGCCCCUCAGCCCCUUUCUUUCUCCCACUGUUCUCUCUGCCUCUGUCUUUUUCUUUCAUUUAGUCUCAUUCUGUUUCUUACUCUUUGUGUUUAUGGAAGUUAUUAUUUGCAUAAAUUGCCCUAUAUAAAAAAUGCUCAUAUUAUAUAUGUGGCAAAUGUAACAUUUUCCAUCAAAGUAUAUUUUAAGACAUGCCAAUCUGCAUAGUAAGUAUUGCAUUUUAUUGUCAUACACCCCCUUUGUUUAUGUUUUUAUAGUCUUCUCUUCAGCACAGAUUUUUCCACUACAAACAAAAAGGAGCAGUAUUUUUGUUUCUACUGUGGAAAAGGGCAUUUAGUUUCUUUCCCUUUUCCUAACAGCCUGCUAAUUUUUAUUCCAAUUUUGUCUUCAUCUGAGUACUUUGGUAACUCACUCUAAAGUGUCUUAGUUAAUGAAAGAAUCCACUGUAUAAGGCAAUCAUAAUGUUAAAUAAGUUAUUCUUUUUAACAAAACAAUCUAGUAGUGUAUUUAGGAGGUUGCAUUAAAUUAACUAUUUUAAUGGAUUCUGGAUACAUUUUUAUCUGGUUUCUUUGAAGUUAGUUCAUGUGCCUAUAAUAUUGUACCUUUUGCUAUAAUAAUGUUUUUUUCUUUUCUAUAUAAAGUUCACAAUAAUCCUAAUGCAGAUGCAGAAUACCCACCCCAUAAUGAUGUAUUACCUAUUGUGCUACUCAGAACGUCCUUUAAAAAAAAGUGAAACACUGAUAUUUUGUGUUC